Heterostelium album PN500 is the source of this 1521-nucleotide messenger RNA. RefSeq lists its product as uncharacterized. The record is from RefSeq and is a predicted model, not a curated record. Bases 1 to 1521 code for a protein of 506 amino acids. NCBI's taxonomy places the organism in Eukaryota, Evosea, Eumycetozoa, Acytosteliales, Acytosteliaceae. The transcript has a single exon.
AUGAUAAAAUCAAAAACAAUUAUUCAAAAGAUCAUUAGUCUUGCAUUAAAUGAUUGUUUAGAUUGUUAUAAUAAAUUUAUUUGUCAGAUUAGAAUGAAAACUUUUAAGUCAAAAGUAGAUUUUAGUUUAGUUAUCAACUUUGCAUUGGUCAGUCAAGAAUGGUUUAGCAUUAUAUCAAGCAAUAUAGUUACAGAGCAUUUUUUGAGCAACCCAGGUUAUAUAGAUAGAAAAUUUGUUAAUAUCAUCCGCAAAUCGGUUUAUAAUCUUGCAGCACAUAGAUCAAUCAUUAAGUUUGAUAGCGUCAGAGAUCUCUACUUUCAUGAUCAACUAUAUCGAUCACAGGGUUACUACUUGGAUUCAGAUAUCAUUCAAUACAUCUCGUAUUUUAAAAAUGUCGAUCGAUUGUUCAUUCAUACAAAGAAUAUGGAGUUGCUGAGAGAUAUCGUCAACUAUAAACCACACAUCAAAAUACAGUUGUUUCUCAAUGAUUCUAUCUUUGAAUUCCCACCGAAUGAAACCGAGUCAAUAAAAGAUAUCGAUCGAUCAUCUUUAGAGAAAGUUACACUCUUUACGGCUGAUUUAUCUUAUUAUACUCCGUAUGAAGUUUUUAUUCAAUUCGACUUUAGUCCGAUCGAUCGUUGGAAUGUUGACACUGUUUACUUUGAAUACGAUGAUGGAUGUCAUGGCAGUGGUGUACUUCAUUUAUCAUAUGCCAAUCUAUUUGCAAUCGAAUCACUCAGAUCGGUUGAAAUGUGUAAAUCCGACUAUCAAGAUAUAAAAGAGUUGAAACUUAUCGUUAACAAUCAUAUCAAAUCUUUUAAAGGUCGUACGAUAUUUGGUUUGUUUGGUUACGAUGAAAACGAAAGACUAAAUCGUAAUUGUGCUUGUACUCAUGGAUUUAACCACGACUUUAGAAGGAUGAUAUCAAAUAACAAUCAAACAAGUGAAUGGAUUGAAUUCUGUCAUCGACUAUCGACCAACACAACCCUUAAAGAACUUGAUUUGCCCAAUUUUUGUACUACACACAAGAUAAGAGAUCAAUCGAUAUUAAAAUUGGUAUCAGAUCAGUUUGCUCAAGCAUUAUCGAUCAACACAACGCUGUCAGCACUUGGAAUAUCAUGUGAUGUAAUUGGUGAAUCUUUCUACACUCUUCUCUCAAACAAUAGCAAUACAACAAUCACUAAACUUAAAAUUUACAAUCUCGAUGACCAACAUCUUCUUUGGACUGCAAAUAUAUUGAAAUCAAACAAACACAUCAAGAAACUAAACAUUGAAUCGUAUUUUGAUAACUAUGAUUGGGCAUCAUCAGAACUAUCAUUAGUAGAAAAGUAUAUAGAGACAGUGGAUGAUAUUGAUUCAAACAUACCUAAAAUCAUUCUAUGCCACAGUAACAAAUUUGAAUUUUUGAAAGAAAUGUAUUUCGAAGAGUUGUUAAUGGAAUCAUCUGCCAACCUCGAACUUGUUAAAAAAGAACGGAAUGAAAAAAAUAUACAACUAUCAAUAAUUAGAAAACAAAAUUAA